Molecule: messenger RNA, 525 nt
Organism: Adineta steineri
Lineage: Eukaryota; Metazoa; Rotifera; Eurotatoria; Adinetida; Adinetidae
Source: the annotation of a GenBank genome assembly
AUGCUGCUCAAUGAAUUGGAUGGAUAUGUAGAAGCACGAAAUGAUCUCCAAGACCAACUUAACAAAACAGAUUCUCGAACUACCAUGUUGUUACAAAUCGAUGAAUGGCAACGAGCUACACUUGAGAAAGUGAUACAAACAGCUGACCAAGCCCGUCAACAAGUGAAGAAAUUACUUAGUUCUGAUCGGGAGGAAAUCGAAAGGAGAUUCAGAGAGUUCUCAAGCAAGCUCAAUCAUCUAAAAGAAACAGAAGAUUUUGUCGAAGAUGAACUGACACAACUCAAAGAACUGGUGCAUAUAUUUAAACAAGAUUUAAAACAAUUGUCUGAAUCACCGUCGGUUGAACUGCACAUAGAGCAGAGUGAUCAAAUCUUCUGGAAUCGUCUUAUUUAUGUGAAAGAUCACUCUACUGCUACUAUUACUACUACUACUACUUGGAGCGAACAGGAUGAACAACAAGCAAUAGGUGAACUCAUUAAUAAUUUCAUUUGUACAAAUAAUUUACAUUUUUCAUAUGAACCAUAA